Arabidopsis thaliana (thale cress) is the source of this 1276-nucleotide messenger RNA. Its product is annotated as TRAF-like family protein. The transcript has 5 exons. The record is from RefSeq and is marked reviewed. NCBI's taxonomy places the organism in Eukaryota, Viridiplantae, Streptophyta, Magnoliopsida, Brassicales, Brassicaceae. The coding region runs from base 187 to 1110 and encodes 307 amino acids.
GAUUAAUGUUAUAAAAAUGGUUGAAUCUCGUUUUUGAACUAUUCGAUCCAAGUAAUUUGGUUUUUGGAUUGGGUUCGUAGCUCUGACAAACUUGGACUAACUUGGACAAAGUGGGUACGAGUUCUGACUUCUGAGUCGCUGUUUCUCUUUCAACUCGCCUCUCAAGGUUUCAUUGCGAGUAAUAUAAUGGAGAAGGAAGUUGACAAGAAAUUUGUCUGGGUGAUAAAGGAUCUCAACGUUUUUUAUCCUAAGCAGAGUCAUUCUGAUCCCUUUCUGAUUGCUGGCAGUAGAUGGCGUCUUCUAGCCUUACCAAAGGGAACUAACUAUGAGUUCUUCUAUCAAUACAUGGGGGUUGCUGAUUCUUGUCAAUCACUGACUUCUUCAUGGAGAAGACAUGUAAAACUUCGCUUAACUAUAGUAAAUGGAAUUUCUCAUAAACGCUCCAUUGUGACAGAUUCAGACCUAUACUUUGAUGAGAAUCUUCCCGCUUGUAGUUAUCCAACAGUACCACCCCCUUUCAACCUUCUUGCAAGAGAUGCAGGGUUUCUGAUUUGCCGAGAAAUAACAAUUGUUAUUGAGGUUGUUUCUCUUGAAGUUAUUGGCACAUCAAAUAAUGAUGGUGCCAACUCUAUUGAUUUACUCAAACAGACUCAACAAAUCAUUGAUGUCAAUGGGUUUCAAGUUCUUCCUUCACAGGUAGAAUCUGUGAAGCGUAUAUUUGAAAUAUACCCAAACAUUGCAUCAGAAGUCCCUUCAAUGAAACCAUGUCUGAAGACAUUAUACAUGAAUGUACUCCUCGGAAUAAUUGAAACGCUGUGCCAACUGCCUGCGGAGCUCUCUGAUACUGAUCUGGAUGAAGCAUCCAUUGCAGUUUUAUUCGUGUCACAAGGUGGCUUUAAAGUGGAUUGGUUGGAGAAGAAGCUCAAGGAAGUAAAGGAAAAGAAGAAGAAUGUGGAUAAUGGUAAGGCUCGGCUGCAACAAAUAGAGGAAGAUUUGCAGAAACUCAAUCAGAAACGCUUAGACCUGAAAGAUAUUCUAGACAAGGAGAAAGCAAAUGACUUGACCGCUAAUGUUCCUCUCUCGUUCAAUGAUGUUCUUAAGAUGUUUUAGACAAGGCUUUGAAAAACUGCCCUCUGAUAAGGCAGAGACAUUUUGUGGAGAUCCUCUAUAGGUUGAUGUCUUGAGUUCUUUCUUAGGCAUUUUGUGCUAAAGCAUUGUGCGCUUGAAGUGUUUUUUUUUUAAAUUACUUUAACCAACAUUAAAUUUAGAAAAGUUU